Messenger RNA from Brenthis ino (lesser marbled fritillary), 294 nucleotides. Lineage: Eukaryota; Metazoa; Arthropoda; Insecta; Lepidoptera; Nymphalidae. The record is from the annotation of a GenBank genome assembly.
AUGGGUGGCGGACAACUCCAAGCUGAACUCAAUGGACAGCAAGAACCUGGCCAUCUGCUGGUGGCCGACGUUGCUGCCGGUUCAGUUCUCCGACAUGGGCCGCUUCGAGAUGACGCGCCCAUACCUCGAGGACAUCGUGCAGACGAUGAUCGACCAGCAUCCGUUUCUGUUCAGGGGGCAGGAGGCGUUUGUUAUGGUGUGAGGGCAAUGGGAACCCACAAUGCACGUUGCAUUCGUGAUGGACGACGUUUGAAGUGCGCUCGUCUUGGACUAUAUAGGGUUGUACCGUUCCAG